Molecule: messenger RNA, 1480 nt
Organism: Dama dama (fallow deer)
Lineage: Eukaryota; Metazoa; Chordata; Mammalia; Artiodactyla; Cervidae
Product: butyrophilin subfamily 1 member A1-like
Exons: 10
Coding region: 1-744 (247 amino acids)
Molecular function (GO): protein binding
Source: RefSeq, a predicted model, not a curated record
AUGAAACUUAGAAUAAGAUUACACAGGAAAAAGACAGAUAAUAUUGCACUGGAAAAAGAACAACUCAAGAAGGAAAAUGAACAACUCAAGAAGGAAAAUGAACAACUCACAAAGGAAAUUGAGAGGAAGAAAGUUCAAUUCAAGGCUGCAUGGAGGGAAAUACCAGUAUAUCCUGACUGGAGGAAAGAAGAGUUUGAGACCGUAAAUCUGACUCUGGAUGCAGCCACUGCCCAUCCUGCCCUCUUCCUGUCUGAAGAGGGGAGAAGAGUUACCUGGCAAGAACCAUCUCAGGAACUUCCGAGCUGCUCACAGAGAUUUAUCUCCCUUCCCUGUGUGCUUGGUCAGCUGCAUGUCAGCUCAGGGAGAUACUUCUGGGAGGUGGAGGUUCAGAACGCACAUUCCUGGGACCUGGGAGUUUGUAGGGAUAAUGUAGCAAGGGAUGGGAGGGUCACAGUGUCACCACAGAAUGGUUUCUGGGCCAUUAGGCUCUAUGAUGGGGAGUACUGGGGCCUCACAUCCCCAGAAACUUCUCUUACUCUAAAAGAAAAACCCUGUAGGGUGCGGGUAUUCCUGGAUUAUGAGGCUGGAGAUGUAUCUUUCUAUAACAUGACAGAUGAGUCCCACAUAUUCACAUUUUCCAAACAAACAUUUUAUGGCAUCCUAAGACCACUUUUUAGACUUUGGUCCUCUGACUCAGGCCCUCUGAUCAUUGUCCAGAUGGAGGAGAACACAAGGAUGCUGUAAUUCAUAUGCCUACCUUCCACGUUGAUUAUAAUUCUCCCCACUAGACACAAAUUUAUAUUUUUCUUUCUCCUUUACUGAUUUCUUCUAAGUUGAAGCUCUGAUACACAGACUGAUGGUUGUCUCCCAUAUUAAUUCUCCCUUCUUCCUAAGUUAUAGGUCCCUCUUCUUCUCACUCUGCCUAUGACAGCCUAGUACAAAGAUUAGAUUUCCUCACAUCCCCUGCUGAAUGUGACUAAAUUAUGACCAGUCCAUUUUAAGAUGAAUUAUCCUGUAUGAUUCUUUGGAAAAAACCCUGAUCCUGGGAAAGAUUGAGGGCAGAAGGAGAAGAGGUUGACAGAGGAUGAGGUGGUUGGAUGGCAUCACCGAUUCAAUGGACAUGAACUUGCGCAAACUCUGGGAGAUGGUGAGGGACAAGGAAGCCUGGUGUGCUGCAGUCUGCAGGGUUGCAAAAAGUUGAGCACGACUUGUCGACUAAACAACAACAUUCAGUAUGAUCUCUGGAAUGUGUUCUUAAAGGAAAAUUAUGGGAUUUUCUUCUUUUCUCUAAAUAUUUGGGUGGCCAGAAUGUGGCAUGAUGGAUGGAUCUCUAAGAACACCUCUGAUCAUAUAAUAUGAUACAGACAGAAAAGAAGAUAUUAAUAGAAUAAAUCUAGAGUUUUGACAGCUUUAUGAGACUACUAUAUGCUCACUUUCUGAAUUACUUCCAGUAAGAAAUAAAUUUUGUAUCUUUAAACCA